Molecule: messenger RNA, 1233 nt
Organism: Pogona vitticeps (central bearded dragon)
Lineage: Eukaryota; Metazoa; Chordata; Lepidosauria; Squamata; Agamidae
Source: RefSeq, a predicted model, not a curated record
GUCAUUUUAAAAAAACAAUACUACAUUGGAAGAAAAUCAGAUCACCAAAUACAGAGACUCCAUAUGAAAUUACUACAUCUUUUCCAGAAGUCCAGCAAACUUCUCAUCAAAUAGUUGGAACAGAAGAAAGAACUGUUGCAGUAUAUGUUCCUAUUUAUUCAAAAAAUGUAGUUCUGAACUGUUUGACUGAGAAGUUACUAAUGCAGAAAAUUACAGAUCCUCAGUACCAGUGGACUGGACCCCGAGGAAGCAUAACCAAAGAGAGACUGCCUGUUCUGAAAUCACACCGAUUUCUUUUAACUAACGUUGGAAACUUGGAUAUUUAUAAUAUUGAGGCCAGUGAUUCGGGACAUUAUACUUGCAAAGUGAAGUAUAUAUACCAUGGUAAACAACUGACUUCAGAAAUCCAUUUUAUGGUCUAUGUGUAUCACAUGCCAUGGAAAAGUAUACAUCUGUCAUCUGAAUUCACAGUUGGAACCUGUGAAACCAGCACAGUUGCUUCAUUUGAAAAGUAUCUCUUCCAGAAACUGGAGAGUUUAAUUUCCAAUCUGGAUCGUGAGCUGAAGCAGUGGACUACACAGUGUCAUACUGCAACAGAUACAUUGGAAAAGAUAACACAUAAGCUUACCCUUCACUUUGUAGUGUAUCCUUUAGUGCUAACUAUAGCAGAUAUCUGCAGAAGUUCUCAAUGUGAAAAUUCUACAAACAAGAUGAAAGAGGCAUAUACCAAAAUCAGGCAAUUCUUUGAAGUCCAAAAAACUGACUCUUCUCACCGUGAUGAUUUAAGUUAUGUUCCUGGCACUCUGACUGGGGUUAAAGUAGACCAUUGCAAACCAGGUUUUGGGAAAAAUAUAAAUGACUUAAACAAUAACACCACAUGUCCAGGAUGUUGUGUAACAUGUCCACCAGGUCAAUUCAGUGCAAAAUCUAAUACUAUCUGCACCUUGUGUCCUGCUGGAUCCUAUAAUGGAAAGUAUGGCCAGGUGGAAUGUGAAAAUUGCCCCAAAGCACAAAGCAGUGAUAGACGAGGUGCAGAGACAGAAACCGAGUGCCACAGUAAGUUUAUUGAUUUAUUUACAUUUUUAAACCCAUGUUUCUCCUUAAAAAGAAUUACUGAUCCAUUUUCACUUUUGUUAUAAGGAUGACUAGUUCACUAUUUUUUCUUAACUAAUAGUGUUUCAUACACAAAGUUAAAAUAUGUUUUGUUUCAAACUUACAAAUACCACCGCUGCA